AUGAUAAAAAGAAUCAUUUGCAGACCUACAAAGGUGCUUUUUUUGUUCAAGAAGGAGGAGUCUUUUCUCUAUGGACCCAGAGUGAAGAGUGCACCUCCGAUUGAGAUAAACUUUUCGACACUACCGAAGCCUGAACCAAGACCCGUGGUGAGAUUUACAAAAGCUGAUGGAACACCAAUAACAGAGGAUGAUCUGUUGGACCUGACUACAGACAGCGAAUCAAGUACAGACAGCGAUUGUGCAGUCAAUAAUAACAAACAAUCUUUGAGUGUUGAAGGAUCUGAAGUUAAGGAAGAAUUGGUGUAUGUAGAAGUCAUUGAGAAUAACACUUGUGUUGACAUUAUUGAGUCAAGAAUAGAGAAUGAUAUUCAGCAAGAGAUGAAGGUACCUGAUGAAGAUGGCAGAGCCAUGAUGCUGGAAAAUUUUUUGAAGAAGUUUUCAGGGAUGGAGAUUACUGUACAAAAGCCACGACUUAGCUAUGACAUUUUUGAGAUUCUAAGUGUUGAGGAAAGAAAGGUAAUACCUUUGAAUCUGAAGCUUAGAGUCAAAGGAGAUGUAAGAUAUGUAUACAAAGUUGAGAAGAACAAGAAAGAGACAUCGAUUGAGCUUGCAAGGCUUGAGUUUAACAGGCUCACAGCAAAGAACCUAGGGUUUGUUAUAAACAAUCUCAAGGAGAUCAAGGUUGAAACCAUUAAUGAAAUGAAGGAGAUAUCAACGAUUUUGUUUGAUAAGGCGGUUUCCGAACCAACUUUUGUAAAGUAUUAUGCAGUGCUUGUUCUUGACAUGAAGAAGGAUUGGCAAUCUGAGGAGGAAAAGAGUAAGAAUGCAAGCCAAACUGUUUUCUUUGGAACGCUUCUUACAUUAAUGCUGAAGACGCUUGAGAAUAGAGAGAAGUGGGGAGAUGGAAAAUACAAUAGCAAUCAAGGCAUGACUUUUGAGGAGAGAAAGGGUUAUGAAGAGAAGCUGGAGGAAGCAGAGACAGAACGAUAUGUGAAAAAGAGAAAGACGCUUGGAACAAUUAAUUUCCUAUCAUCGCUUUAUUCAUUGAAUGCUAUAAGUUAUUCGCAUGUAAAUGCUUGUAUUGAAGCAUUGAUGAAGUCGAAGGAUGCAGAGAAUGUCGAGGUGCUGUGUCACUUUAUUGAUAGCAUUGGUGAAAAGCUUGUUGUUAGUGGGAAGGAGCACAUUAUUUCCCAGGUAUGCACGAAUCUUGCACAUGACAAAGAUAAUUAUGAGAAUAGAAUCAAGUAUAUGAUAGAAUCAUUGUUAGAGAAGAGAGUUCAAUGGAAGCCAAAGGAAAAAAACACAAGAAACUUGUUCUCGUGUUUAGAGGUUGAGAAUGAAGAGCAGAAGUUAGAUCAAGUAGCAAGUGUGUGCACUAUUGCAGAGGUUUAUCCGCUUUUGUCGAUGAUGUCUGAAGAGCUAUCGAUGGCUUAUGAAGAGGAUGACAAGAAGAUAGUUUCAGAUAAUUUCAAAACUGGAGAGCAGAGGUUUGGGGUGUAUAUCUUCUACAAGGCAUACUUACAGGAAGCCAUUUGUAACCAUAAGGCUUCUGAAGCAUUUUUUGAUCUAUUUAUUUCGUUUAGAGCUGCAACUAGCAUCACUGAAGAUGAGCUGGUAAAUGUUCUACGCGAUAUCAAAAAUGAUUUGGGAGAGAUAUCAAUUGAUUUUCCGAUUUCACUCAAGAAGUAUGCAGAGCUUAUAACAAGAUUGAUGAUAGAGAGCAUGCUACCCAAUCACUUGUUUGAGCAGUUAAAAACUGAUGAUUACGAAUCGAAAGUCGUGGAGCUUCUUUCUAAAUGGUAUAAAUCUGAAAACGACAGAAAGAAAGCGCUUGCAGUUUUUCCAAGUGAAAAAAUAGAGGGAAUGAUCAAAAAAUAA
Ordospora colligata OC4 is the source of this 1878-nucleotide messenger RNA. RefSeq lists its product as uncharacterized. Gene Ontology annotation, molecular function: translation initiation factor activity; mRNA binding; protein binding. Gene Ontology annotation, cellular component: eukaryotic translation initiation factor 4F complex. The transcript has a single exon. The coding region runs from base 1 to 1878 and encodes 625 amino acids. The record is from RefSeq and is a predicted model, not a curated record. Lineage: Eukaryota; Fungi; Microsporidia; Ordosporidae.